Messenger RNA from Penicillium waksmanii, 3843 nucleotides. RefSeq names its product bifunctional urea carboxylase/allophanate hydrolase. Gene Ontology annotation, molecular function: ATP binding; metal ion binding. The transcript is spliced from 15 exons. The record is from RefSeq and is a predicted model, not a curated record. The coding region runs from base 1 to 3843 and encodes 1280 amino acids. NCBI's taxonomy places the organism in Eukaryota, Fungi, Ascomycota, Eurotiomycetes, Eurotiales, Aspergillaceae.
AUGGAGAAAUUGAAAACAUUAUUGAUCGCAAAUCGCGGUGAAAUCGCGGUUCGAAUUGCCAAAACAGCCAAAGAGCUAGGUGUCCGCACAAUUGCAAUCUACACUUCUGCUGACGCGACAUCACAACACCUCCGAGCGGCCGAUGAGGCAGUCCUACUACCGGGUGACGACUCUACUGCAUACAUUAACGGAGAUGCAAUUAUAGAGAUUGCACGCUCUUAUAAUGUUGAUGCCAUUAUUCCGGGCUAUGGAUUCCUGUCCGAGAAUGUGGAAUUCGCCCAAGCUGUCGCCAAUGCGGGAAUGGUAUUUGUGGGGCCUCGCUCCGAAGCGAUUGAAUCAUUCGGAUUGAAGCAUCGAGCUCGGGACAUUGCUGUGGCAGCCGGAGUUCCAAUUGUACCUGGGACAAAGGGGCUACUCGUAACAGAACAAGAGGCGGUGGAUGCGGCAAAUAGACUGGGAUAUCCUGUAAUGCUGAAAGCCACCGGUGGCGGUGGUGGUAUGGGAUUAACGAUAUGCAAAUCAGUGGAAGAGGUCCGAGAGUCGUUGAUGCAAGUCCGGUCCAGAGGAGAAACCUUGUUCAAGAACGCCGGCGUAUUUAUGGAGCGUUACUACCCUGAAAGCCAUCAUAUUGAGGUCCAAGUAUUUGGCAAUGGUCUAGGAGAUGCCAUUCAUAUUGGAGAGCGCGAGUGCUCAAUUCAGCGUCGUCACCAAAAGGUUGUUGAGGAGUGCCCCAGCCCUUUCGUGGAAAGGCACCCAGGUCUUCGCGAGAAGCUCACCUCUGCGGCGGUUGCUUUGACCGCAUCCAUUCGAUACGGAUCUGCAGGCACGGUCGAAUACCUAGUUGAUGACGCAUCGGGUGAUUUUUUCUUCCUGGAAAUGAACACUCGUCUUCAAGUGGAGCACGGUAUUACCGAACUCUGUUAUGGACUUGAUAUUGUAAAGCUUAUGCUCCAACAAGCCGACCGAGAGCUAUGUGGUCUUGGAGGUCUGGAAAAAAGCUAUAUUGAAGCCUUACAACCCGACAAGCCAUCGGGUUGCGCAAUUGAAGUUCGUGUGUACGCAGAGAAUCCUGCACGAAACUAUGCCCCGUCUCCUGGAUUGCUUCAACAUGUUGAGUGGAAGGAGUUGAGCGGCACCCGAAUUGAUACGUGGGUUGCUACCGGAACCCGAAUUUCCACAUAUUACGAUCCUAUGAUUGCGAAGUUGAUGGUACAUGACACCAACCGAACAGCGGCUAUUGACAAGUUGGGCGAUGUCUUGUCGCACUCCACCCUCUGUGGACCACCCACGAAUUUGGAGUUUUUACAUGCAAUCGUUGAUUCCAGAGAAUUUCGCUCGGGUCAUACUCUGACUAACUUCCUGGCUGAUUUCAAGUUCACACCUGCUGCGAUUGAUGUCAUCUCACCCGGUGUGUAUACAACAGUACAGGACUAUCCAGGACGCCCAACAACUGGGCGCGGAAUUCCACAAGCAGGACCCAUGGACCCUUUGGCAUUUAAAGUUGCAAACAUUUUGGCCGGCAAUCCGGUCGGUACAGAAGGCCUAGAGAUUACAUUGAAAGGACCAGAGCUACGAUUUUUAGCACCUGCAGUGGUAUCUGUCUGCGGAGCUCCAAUGGAAAUGACAAUUAAUGGGACCAUCGGUGUGGCUAUGUGGACACGACUAUAUAUCAAAGCUGGCCAAAUCUUAUCAAUUGGAAAGCUUAAUGGAUCUGGAGGCUGUCGAGCAUAUCUCGCUGUUCAAGGAGGAUUCCCAGGAAUUGCCCCAUACUUUGGAUCAAAGUCAACCUCCCCGCUACUUAAUAUUGGCGGGUAUCAAGGAAGAGCACUGGCUCCGGGUGAUAUGUUGGCCAUUUCAAAGCUCGAUGCAGCCAAAGAAGAGUCCGAAGUCUCAUUGCCGAUUCAUUUGCGCCCGAACUACUCCUCUCAUUGGGACAUUGAUUCCAUGGUAGGGCCAUACGACGAGGGGUACAUUGUAUCCGAAGAUGUUGAAAUGAUAUACAACACAGUUUGGGAUGUUUCGCAUAAUGCCACUCGAGGCGGAAUUCGUCUUGUUGGACCUGCUCCUAGAUGGGCAAGAGAAGAUGGGGGCGACGGUGGGCAGCACCCGAGCAACGUGAUUGAAUACGGAUACCCGAACGGAACCUUGAACUGGACAGGAGACAGGCAAGUCGCCAUGGCGAAUAAAUUGAUUCCUUGCAUCUUCCCCGUGGAUGCCCCUGAUCUUGGCGGCUUUAUAUCCUCUACUACCAUUGUGAAUGCCAGCCUGUGGCGUAUGGGCCAGCUUAAAUCCGGCGACACUAUUCAAUACCGCAGAGUAUCAUUGAAGGACGCCCUUCAGGCUCGUGAGAAAUUGGAAAGGUUUUUGGAAAAUGUGUCCGGACUUGUAGCCGGACAAUGCGAUGUGGAUAGCAUAGAGGCAAUCUCCAAUUCCGAAUCGCCAGAAUCAACUGUUUCUGGCACAUGGGGGAAGGCCUUGAUCCACAGAACUGUGCUGGGUGAAUCUGGAAUUCCUAUGUCAUUCAGACAGGGUGGAGAUGACUUUUUAUUAGUCGAAUUUGGCGAUGGAAAAUUCAAUUUGAAUCAUCGGUGCCGAGUCACGGCAUUGAACCAAGCCUUCAAGAAUUCUCAAGAGUCUGAUGAAGCCGUGAGGCAAGCCGUGUACAAGACCACCGGAUGCUGCAACUGUGAGUAUCCCUUUUCAGCUCCACCAUAUUUGAAUUCAACUGACAGGCUGCCAAUCAAAGCGCUUCUAAUUCACUAUGAUGGUUUUAAACUCCCCCAGGAUAAGCUUGUCCGGCUUUUGGUGUCGCUGCAGCAAGCGGUCGGUGAUCUCAGUAGUACCCAUGUUCCAAGUCGAAAGUUUCGUCUUCCCAUCUGCUUCGAAAGCCCAGCCCAGCAGGAAGCGAUCCAACGAUAUAUGGAGACACAAAGACCACAUGCUCCAUUCCUUCCCAGCAAUAUGGACUUUGUGGCCAAUAUCAACGGCAUUACGCAUGAUGAAUUAGUGGAUAUCUUUCUCUCGGUUGAGUUCAUGGCUAUUUGUGUCGGGUUCUUCUGUGGCGAUACAAUCUGCCUCCCAAUUGAUCCCCGCUAUCGGUUGAAAUGCCCCAAGCAGAACCCCAGUCGUGUAUACACCCCGGAAGGAAGUGUCAGCUGGGGUGGAUCAUGCAUGAACAUCUAUCCCGUUGACUCUCCAGGUGGAUAUCAAAUGACAGGCCAAACCAUUCCCUGCUUCAACCAAUUGGGAGUCAAGCCCGACUUCUCGCCAACUCAGCCGGGCCUUUUCCGUGAUUUCGAUCAGAUCACCUUCUAUCGAGUAGAGAAGGACGAGCUGGAGAGUGAGAUGGCCCGUUUCCGGUCCGGGAAUUAUAAGUUCCAGUAUGAAGAUGUCGUAUUUGAUAUGAGCGCCCACAAUCGUCUCCUCGAUCAAACCAGACAAGAAACAGCGGCAUUCAAGUCUCGCCAAGCCAAGGCACAGGUGAAGAUGCUGGCCCUGGAAAAGGAAUCAAUGGACAAGUGGAUGGAGGAGAAAGCACAGAACAACGUUCCCGCUGAUGAAAUUGAACUUCUGAGAGAAGACCCUGACAUUUUAACAUUAUAUGCUCCGCUUGAUGCAAAUGUUUGGAAGGUCAACGUUGAAAAUGGUAAUGUCGUAGCCGCUACUCAAGCUGUCGCCAUCCUCGAGGCAAUGAAGAUGGAAGUCUCUGUCUCCUAUAAUGGGGAUAAGAAAGAUGGUGUUGAUCAGUCCUUCAGAAUUGAGAAGGUACUCGUCCAACCCGGUGAUACUGUAAAGGCCGGGGACUCGCUUGCAUUUUUGAGAAAUGUUGACUUAAGGUAUUGA